Pseudocercospora fijiensis CIRAD86 is the source of this 1410-nucleotide messenger RNA. RefSeq lists its product as uncharacterized. The record is from RefSeq and is a predicted model, not a curated record. The transcript has a single exon. Lineage: Eukaryota; Fungi; Ascomycota; Dothideomycetes; Mycosphaerellales; Mycosphaerellaceae. The annotation marks the transcript as partial. Gene Ontology annotation, biological process: chromatin remodeling.
UCACAAGGAGUCGCGCCGCAGCUCCAACCGCACCUCCACUUAUGUUCGCAGCACCGUUUCCCCGUCGUGCAGUCGCUCGACCUUCAGCAAGCCUUCCGAUACCUCAUUGAUGCGCCGGCGAUCGUCAAGCAUCAUGCGUCCAUGGCAUGGGAGUAUCUGUCUGCGCCGAACGAUGGACGAGUGUGGCUGGAAUGGAUCCCGCGCGAGAAGAACGACUAUCCCUAUCCUUCAGAUGGCUACGUUUGGGGAGACAUGGAGCAGUCAUACCGACAAGACUUCAAUGGCUAUACUCUUGAGUUGAAAGUGCAAGGCAUCGGAUACCGCCCCGGUCACGACCAGAUGGCCACACAUGCGCGCACGCGAUAUCACUUCGUCGGCAAGAAUCCGUCAGUGAAUGCGCCGAUGCCAGAUGACACCUUAUGGCUCGUGCACUAUCACCAGGCCGCACAACAUCAGAUCAUGCCGGCUGCUCAGGUGCCAGUCAGCCCGCAGAUGCAGCAAAUCAUUUCCCAGCGAAGAUGGUUGGAAAGCCAAGGUCGCCUUGAUCGCAGGGACUUUAUGCUGCACGAUCGCGAACACUGGCCGAUCAUCAAUAUCCCAGGACACGGCCCAUCGCAGCAACAGGGACAAUACGCAGCGCAACAAGCAGCACAGAACAGGCCAUACGGAGCAUACCCCCAGCAAGCUGGUCAGCCUCCUUCGAAGAGACCGCGAACGCAGGGGCCGGGCGCGUUGCCAGGAUCGAGUGACGGCAUGCCAGAUACGAGCAUAGAGGCCGAAGAAGAUACUGCACUUGGCGAUUACUUCGAUCACCUCACACAGCGCGAUAUCAGCCUUGCGAGAUACACCCAACACCACAGAUGGAUGGAAGAGGUCUUCUCUUCGCCGUACGCCUCGAGCAACAUCGUUCCUCCUGAUCUUGGCCUCGGGCUGAUGGGCGAGCUGAAGGGCCUGACGGAUGGCAUUCUUCAGCCACCCAAUAUGGAAGUGAGAGAUGUUGCCGAAAGGCCUGCCAAGGCGAAAGAACCAGCUCCUUUCACGAAUUUGAAGAAGGAGCAGGUGGACGAGUUUAGCAAGCGAGUAGCGAAACAUCUCGAGGAAGGUCAAGCUGAAAUUGAGCGGAUGAAGGCGGAACAUGCAGCAAAGAUGCAAGAUUGGAAAAAGGUGAAAGCACUGACUCGGGCGGAAAAGAGAUUGAGAUUUGCCAGUUGGGAGGUGCACGAAGACCAGCCGAUUACUGUCUUCCGUCUCGAGGCCGAUCCUGCUGUGAACGGGAAUACUGAUGAAGGACUUGGCAAGGAGAAUGUGGAAGAUGUGAUCAAGGAUGUGGAGAGUCUUCUCAAGGUGAAUAUCAAAGGCCAUCCAGAUGCGACUCGCAUCUGCAAAGGUGGACUAAAGGAUAGGAAGCCG